AUGGUCCGUGAAAGGAGAGGAGGACGCAAUAGCAACGGGGAAGGCGCCCGCUCCACGCCGUACGAAGGAGCGCGUCAUCGCCGUCAUGGCGAAGAGUCUAGGGGGUCCCGGGGCAAGCGAGGGGGCGGUCGAGGAGGGGGUCGUCGACGAAGUGACAAGCCCAAGUCCAAGACCGUGACGGAGCUGGACGCGGAGAUGGACAGGUACUGGGGCAAGUCGGAGGAGCACGCGAGCAAGAAACUCGAUAGUGACAUGGACGAGUAUUGGAAGACGAAGGGGGAGAGCGUGAAGGAGAAGGAGAAGGAGGAGGAGAAGGAAGAAGGAGGGGACAAGGAGGAUAGAAAAGAGGAGGAGGUGGGUGUUGCUGCUGCUGCUGCUGGUGGAGAGAAGGGGGACGUGACGAUGCAGAAGGUUGAUGGUGCUGCUGCACCUGUUGCGGAGGUUUCUACCGAGGAGACAUAG
Molecule: messenger RNA, 462 nt
Organism: Peronospora matthiolae
Lineage: Eukaryota; Oomycota; Peronosporomycetes; Peronosporales; Peronosporaceae
Source: the annotation of a GenBank genome assembly